GAGCGGACUCUUUCAUCACCCUCCCCCUGCCCUCUCUUCCCUCGAUUUAACUUUCCUCGCCUGGGUCCCGUGUUCAUUUGUUUUCACGUCCGUCUGUCGGGAGCGCGCACGCGGUACGUGGCCGACAGCGCCGGCGAGCGCGGGUCGCGUGGCGGUGCGUGGUUGCUAAGGGCGCCGAGGCCGCCCGCCCGGCAGGCCAGGGAGGAGCAGCGCGGAAGCAGGUACCGAAGCUGGGACUGAGCGGGGGCCAGCAAGGAGAACCCUGGGAAUUAUCUCUCAAAUAAAAAUAGGACCUCAUUCUCUUCCCUAUCUUCCUCCAUUUGACUCUCAUCAUCUCCAGGCUGACAGAUCCCAAGGAUGCUGCUGCUGCCGGAGGCGCAGGGCACCGUGCAUGAGCCAGGCCCUAUGUGGCUGUGAAAUGGCUCCCUCAUGGCCUCUGCAGGGACAGAGCACUAUAGUCUUGGCCUCCGCCGGGGAAGCAGCUUCAAGCAGGGUGGUCCCCCGGGCACAGUGCCAACCCCACCAGCUGAGAAACCCUCUGAGGGCAAAACCUGGUACCAGGCACAGCAGCAGGUGAAGCCGAUCUGGAGACUGGAGAAGAAGCACGUGGGGACCCUUUCAUCAGGGCAGGGCACCGGCACCCUGGGGAUCACUGCUCAGCCAGCUUACUUUUUUUACCCCAACACCCUGUGUAACUCUGGGACUGCAGCUGUCAUCACAGGCCACGGCAACUCCCCCUGUCAUCUGCACUCCCUCCCGGACCUUUUCAGCAGCACUUUGCUGUACCGGCGCGCCAACUACAGACACAAACCUUACCAGCAGCUUGAGUCUUUCUGUUUGCGGUCAAACACAUUAGACAAAAGACCCCUCACUCUCUCCAGAAGGAGCCUCCCUGUAGGUCUCCCUGCCGCUAAGGUCAUCACCUCAGCUGCGGGUUCCACCCUUCCUGGGGCUAUGGCUUCCUCAGCCACAGACCAGUGUCUCCCUCUCAGAGCGGCUGGGGAGCACUCUUCAGGGAAGAGCGUGUCCCUUGCCGUCUCAGGGAAGAUCCCUUCCUCCCUCACUUCCUCCUCCUACAAGCCUAUACUCAACAACAAUUCCUUCCUGAGGCCAAAUAGCACUAAAGUGCCUUCACAGCAGGCCUCAGAGGGCCUGCAGCCAGUACCCCCACCCAAGAUCCCAAUGCCUGUCUCUUGGCAUCAUUCAGGCGGCACUGGAGACUGUUCCCCCCUGCACCUUGACCACAGGGUAUCCAAGAGCAAUGGCACUGCCCCUGACCACGCCACUGCCCGUAACACCACCACUUCCACCCAUAACACCCUAAACACAACCAUCACCAGCCCCCCUGCCAGAGGUGCCUCUCCCACCUAUAACCAGAAUGUCGCAUCCCCAAGGGCAGAGCGGUCUUCCUGGACCUUAGCGGCUAAGGACAAUUCCCAAGCCUUUUCCAGGGAGAUUCGAUUAACUGAGGCUGUGAGAAAGUUGACGGGGAGGGGCUUUGCCAAGAUGGGUCAAGGCUGCCGGCUUGAACGGUCCUGUCUCAUGAACCCCAGCUUCCAUUGGAAUCUCCUUAAUGGGAACGGACGAUGGCAACCCCCUGUGGUGAGUCCUCGGUUUUCCCGAGAGGAUUCAGUUUUGGAAACUAGACCCCUCCCCGAUGGCUCUGACAACAUGGGGUUGGACAGCACUGUCUUCUGUACGAAGCGCAUCAGCAUUCACCUUCUUGCCUCACAUCCCCACCCUCCCAACAAUGAACCUGCUGGUGGGACUGGGACGGGUGCCCCUGGAGAAAAACCUCCGGCUGUCAGUGUGACGGAUGUGGCCAACCAAAUGUCUUCCAUCCAUCUGAGCCAGCCAGCUAGAGGACAGAAAGAGGGCAAGCAGCCACGGCAGCAGCAGCAGAGCUCACCUGUUAGAAGCUUCAAUUCAAAUACUGACAUGUUCCGUGGUGAGGCUGAGGAUGUAGAAGAGGAGCUGGGAGAUGGGAUAGAAGACUGUUGUAGCCAAGAUGAGGAUGAAGAGGAGGAUGAGGACUCCGAGUGCUCUUCAGUCAGUGGUGUCUCAGCAAGUGAAUCAGUUGCAGUGAUCUCUCGGAACUGCAUGGAAGUUCUGACCAAACCCCUUGCCAACCAUGAGAAAGUUGUCCGGCAACCCCUUAUCUACAGCCUCUUUCCUAAUGUACCCCCUACCAUCUACUUUGGCACGAGGGAUGAGAGAGUGGAGAAGCUACCCUGGGAACAGAGGAAGCUGCUUCGUUGGAAAAUGAGUACAGUGACUCCCAACAUUGUCAAACAGACCAUUGGACGCUCCCACUUCAAAGUCAGCAAGAAAAACGAUGAUUGGCUGGGCUGUUGGGGUCACCACAUGAAAUCUCCAAGUUUCAAAACAAUUCGGGAGCAUCAAAAGCUGAACCAUUUCCCAGGCUCGUUCCAGAUUGGACGGAAGGACCGACUAUGGCGUAACCUGUCACGCAUGCAGAGCCGCUUUGGUAAGAAGGAGUUCAGCUUCUUCCCCCAGUCAUUCAUCCUCCCACAGGAUGCCAAACUUCUGCGAAAGGCCUGGGAGAGUAGCAGCCGUCAGAAGUGGAUUGUGAAGCCGCCAGCUUCAGCCCGAGGCAUUGGCAUUCAGGUUAUCCACAAAUGGAGCCAGCUACCUAAGAGAAGACCCCUUCUAGUGCAGAGAUAUCUGCAUAAACCCUACCUCAUCAGCGGGAGCAAGUUCGACCUUCGGAUCUAUGUUUAUGUCACCUCAUAUGAUCCCCUUCGGAUCUACCUCUUCACGGAUGGACUCGUCCGCUUUGCUAGCUGCAAAUACUCCUCUUCCAUGAAGAGCCUUGGCAACAAGUUCAUCCAUCUGACCAAUUACAGCAUCAAUAAGAAGAAUGCCGAGUACCAGGCCAACACUGAUGAGAACUCUUGCCAAGGCCAUAAGUGGGCACUGAAGGCCCUGUGGAAUUAUCUGAGCCAAAAAGGAAUCAACAGUGAUGCCAUCUGGGAAAAGAUUAAGGAUGUCGUCGUCAAAACCAUCAUUGCGUCAGAGCCAUAUGUGACCAGCUUGCUUAAGAUGUAUGUGCGCCGCCCCUACAGCUGCCAUGAGCUCUUUGGUUUUGACAUCAUGCUAGAUGAAAAUCUGAAGCCCUGGGUCCUUGAAGUCAACAUCUCUCCAAGCCUUCACUCCAACUCACCACUAGACAUCAGCAUCAAGGGCCAGAUGAUCCGAGACCUCCUGAACCUGGCAGGCUUUGUCCUUCCCCAUGCGGAUGACGUCAGCUCUAGCUGUGGCAGCUCUAGCAGCUCCACCAUCAGUCUUAGCAGUUCCACAAAGGAGAAGAGUAGGCUGGCUCCUGAGUACUUCACAGCAGAGAAAAUGAAGAAAGCCUAUUACCUGACCCAGAAGCUGCCUGAUCAGGAUUUCUACGCGUCGGUGCUGGACAUCCUGACGCCAGAUGAUGUUCGGGUCCUCGUGGAGAUGGAGGAUGAGUUCUCACGCCGUGGCCAGUUUGAGCGGGUCUUCCCCUCUCGGGUCUCUGCGCGCUAUCUCCGUUUCUUUGAGCAGCCGCGUUAUUUUAAUAUCCUGACCACGCAGUGGGAACAGAAGUAUCACAGCAACAAGCUCAAAGGGGUGGACCUGCUGCGGAGUUGGUGCUAUAAAGGCUUUCACACUGGAGCCGUCUCUGACUCUGCCCCCAUGUGGUCCCUGCCAAGAUCACAUAUCAUCGUGAAGGGUGACAUCCUCCUCAAUGCCUUCUGUAAAACGGACCUGAACAAGCUGGGGAAACCUACUCAUUCUACAAAGGAUAAUGAGGAUACCACCCAAGACUCUAGCCCCUGCCCUCCAGUGUUACCUAUGCUUAAGUAUUCAGGGCAAGCUCAGAGACUCCCUGUUUCCCCCAUCCCCCCUAAAGCCAACAACAACCUUGUUGGCUCCGUGAACCCCUGAUCAACUUCCUUCCAUUAACCCCACUCCCUCCCCAGGAGCACCAGCGAUAGCUACCUCAUGGGAACCGGCCUGCCGGCCAGCCUGGAACCCCAGCCCUGUCCACCCUGCCCCUGGUCAGAGUAUUUUUGGAAAAGGGUGAAUUCCAGAGAGGGGGUUUCUAUGAGGCUUAGAAGGAUGGUGGGGUUGGGGAAAGGGCAAGGAAGGAGCUAUGUCCUGCUCUCCUGCCUGCUUGCCCAGCCCUUGUUAUCCCAGUUGAGAAGCAAACAGUGGCCAUUGCAGCCUUAUAAAGCAGGGUUUGAUUUCUACCCUCAGAGCCAUGUGUGAUUUGUUUUCUGAUCUAACAACUGACCUCUUUUCCCUCAUUCACGCUUUGGGCCAGAAACCUCCUUAUUUCUUCUCCAUCCUGCCCUCAGACAGAGGUUGGAGGAUCCACAUCAGCUUUUAGCUGAUGGAGCUUGUCAAGGCACAAGGAUGGGACAUUUGGGGGUCAGAAGAGGGAACGGUGGCAAGAACACAGCUUCCUUGGUUUUUGCCAUCUGUCCUCUCAGACUCAUUUUUCUCCCUUUCUUUGUAUCUUGUGGGAUCCCAACACAUGUGUAUGAUGUAGCCCUCAUCAUGCCUUCCUUUGAGAGAACCACUGUUCCUCUUUGUCAGAACAAUAGCUGGCUUAUGAGCAUCAGAUGGGACAUUUUUUCUGCCUUUAGUGAGGUAGGCUGUCCAAUCAAUCCCAGCUCUUCCUUCUUAAGACAUGAGGCUGACGCUGUAGUCCUUUCCCCUUUCUAUUCCUUUUCUCUCCUGCUUUGUGGGAAGGUCUUUUGGUACCUACCACCAUGGAAGCUAUCAUGUUUCUCACCCCAUGCUCUGCCCUUCUUAAUUCUCUCCUCCAGGGCCAAAGUGGAAAACACAGUAGGUUCCACAAUAGGCCAAUUGGCUCAGCCGUCUCCUGCCAGAAACCUGUCAGGUGUCCAUUCUGCAGUACUGGCCUGGGAGGGAUGCCCCACAUCAGGUGAACACAGGGUCUAAAUCUUCACACACAUGACCAUUGUAGCUCUCACCAUCUCAGACUCUUCCAUCCAAUCCGCACCUGGACUCCCAUUCUACCGCUCCUCUGCCCAUUGUCAUAUUCUGAUAAUCUGAUCUUAAAACUGUUUCCUCUUCAGAUUUGAUGCCAUCACCCAUCACCUUCUGACUCAUCUGCUACUGAAUCUGUGGAAGUCAAGAGAUUUCCAUAGGGUUAAAUAACUGGAUGAGGGGCCCUUAGAUGGGAACUAUUAUGCAGUUUUGACCAUAGAUCUUGCAUUCAAGAUCUAGUAUUGGAGUCCAAAGAGCUUCCAUUCUCUCACUAGAGCAACAGAAUUUCCGGGUUAGAAGGGACUUUGGCAGGCAUGUAGUCUGACCUGUACUUGAAAAAGAGAACCCCACUUGCCUUUACUGUAUGAACUCAGUUGAGGGGAAACCCAAUACUUCCAGAUAAACCACUCUUUUGGAUCGCUGUCUUUGUUAGGAGUGAUUUUCUUACAUCAAGUAUAAAUCUGCCUCUGAAACUUCUACCCAUGUCUCCUAGUUUUUGCCCUCUGCAACCAAGAACAAGUCUAAAACUUUUUCCAUAUAUAUGACAGACUUUGAUGUGCUUGAUGGUAGUUGUCAUGUCCCCUCUGAGCCUUUUUUUUAAAAAUAUUAAAUCUUUUUU
This is a messenger RNA of Phascolarctos cinereus (koala), 5629 nucleotides long. RefSeq names its product tubulin tyrosine ligase like 4 (gene TTLL4). Gene Ontology annotation, biological process: microtubule cytoskeleton organization; protein polyglutamylation. NCBI's taxonomy places the organism in Eukaryota, Metazoa, Chordata, Mammalia, Diprotodontia, Phascolarctidae. Gene Ontology annotation, molecular function: tubulin binding; tubulin-glutamic acid ligase activity. The record is from RefSeq and is a predicted model, not a curated record. Gene Ontology annotation, cellular component: ciliary basal body.